Protopterus annectens (West African lungfish) is the source of this 299-nucleotide messenger RNA. Its product is annotated as exportin-1-like. The record is from RefSeq and is a predicted model, not a curated record. The transcript is spliced from 2 exons. Bases 3 to 299 code for a protein of 98 amino acids. Lineage: Eukaryota; Metazoa; Chordata; Ceratodontiformes; Protopteridae.
CUAUGCCAGCAAUUAUGACAAUGUUAGCGGACCAUGCAGCUCGCCAGCUGCUGGACUUCAGCCAGAAACUUGAUAUUAACCUGUUGGACAAUGUGGUGAAUUGUUUGUACCAUGGAGAAGGAGCACAGCAGCGAAUGGCACAAGAAGUUUUGACACAUUUAAAAGAACACCCAGAUGCCUGGACAAGAGUUGACACUAUUUUAGAAUUUUCACAGAACAUGAACACCAAAGUAAGAAAGGCGUUGCUCUGCCACAGUUCAUUUGCUUGUUAUCUGAAGUUGCAGAUGGAAAAUGAUUGA